AUGAAUAAAACGUUUCGAUGUGGUCGUCUGAUGCUUACCAAAGAUGGGAUAUUAAAAAAACUUGAGUUAGAAAACGGUGGUGGUUCUCGUCGUUGUAAUUGGGAUCAUAAUGAUAUGGAUUUCAAUACUGUUCAACAACGUCUGAUGGACGUGUUUCAUCUGAAUAAUGGUAAAUAUAAAACUUGGUUAUAUGAUUUUGAACGUAAACUAUUAGAUGUACAUAAGUAUGAGAAAUUCUCCCAAUAUAUGAACGACCAUGGCCUCAGUGGUCGAAGUACUAUUAUUUACAUAUGUACAAACGAAGUCAAUGAAAAUGAGAAUGAUGAUGAUGAUGAUCCAAUAAUAAUAAUGCCGAACAAGAAAAGUACAGCCACAAUGAAAAAAUUAAAGACUGAACCAAAAUCAUCAACAUCAGUACAAACCAAUAUGUCACCAAGAACAGUUGAAAGCCAAUACAUUUUAUAUGAUGAAGAUCGGUUUGAUAAAGAACAAUCAUCUCAAUCUCUUUUUGCAUAUUCUUUUUCUGAUUCAAUUAAUAAAUUGAGAAAAAAUAUUCAUGAUUUAAUUAAAAAUAGUAUUUUGGAUGAAACAUUGGUUAAAUUAUUUGAAAAUAUACAAACUAUUUCGGGUAUGGUUUGUGCAACUAUUGAUCCAUUAAAAGAAAAAAUGAAACAAUCGAAUCAAUACGUUCGUGUAAUGAACGAAAAUGAAAUAUGGUUAAAUGAAAAUAAUUUAACGCAAGCAAUGGACGUGUGCAAAUCAACCAAAACUUUACUUGAAUUAAAGAAAAAACAAUAUGGUCACAUUCAAACAUUUUCGACGGUAGUCAAUUUAUUUACUCAAUUUUAUGAUAACUUACAGAUUCUGCUCAAACAAUGGUCCGAUAAUGUUAAAGAUAAUAAUGAAAAAUACAACACAUCAACAUUAUCAUCUUGCUCUACUCAUUCGAAUAAUAAAUAUUUAUCUAGCGAUUCACAUAUUCAACCAUUAUUUCAACAUAAAAGUGAAUUAUAUUCAAAGAAUUGUAAAAGGCAAUCUCAAACGUCAUCAAUACCGGUUUCUCAAUCAUUACCAUCAGUCGAUGUAUUUCAACCAGUAUCUUCAUUUCAAGAAUCAUCAAAUAAAAAUAAUCAGGAAGAUUUUGCUUUAUUUGAAUCCGUUUUGAAUUGCUUAAAUCAUUUAUCAGGUUUAUUAUAUCCACAAUAUCUAUCAACAUUUCGUGAAUUUAUUCAUUCAGCUAUUGAUGACAUUGAGUCCAUACGAUCAACAAUUAAUUUACAUGAUGAGCAAUCAUUACAAGAUGCACAAAAAAAGACUUUAUCAAUAAAAUCUAGAAUUAAUAAAAUAAUUUAUGAACAAGAUAUUAAUUAUUCCAAACAUGGAUUAGAUGGACAACUUCUUAUGUCGUGUAAAAAAACAUUAAAAUCAAUGGAACUUUUCUUAAUAUCUCUUGAUCGAUAUCAAAUCCAACUCGACCAAAAUAAUCGACGAAAACAUUCAAAUUGGUCUUCACCUCCACGUUUAUUUAUAGAUCAACAUCUCUCCGAAAGCAGACAGACAUUUUCAUUGAAGAAACGAAAAUCAUUAAACUUUCAUGACGAUAGUUAA
Molecule: messenger RNA, 1608 nt
Organism: Rotaria socialis
Lineage: Eukaryota; Metazoa; Rotifera; Eurotatoria; Philodinida; Philodinidae
Source: the annotation of a GenBank genome assembly